GGUUGCCCGUCCUUUCGCGAGCUGCGUGUGGUAACGCAAACGCGGAUUCCAUGUCUUUUCUUGUAAGUAAACCCGAACGGAUUAGGCGGUGGGUGUCUGAAAAGUUCAUUGUUGAGGGCUUAAGAGAGUUCGAACUGUUUGGAGAGCAGCCUCCGGGUGACUCUCGGAGAAAAACAAAUGAGGCGAGCUCCGAGUCGAUAGCUUCUUCCCCUAAAAGGGACACCAUGAGCAACUUCCUACCAGACAGCAGCUGUUAUGAGUUGCUCACUAUCAUAGGCAGAGGCUUUGAAGACUUGAUGGUUGUGAACCUGGCCAGGUAUAAACCCACAGGAGAGUAUGUCACAGUCAGAAGAGUGAACUUGGAGGCCUGCACAAACGAAAUGGUCACAUUCUUGCAGGGGGAACUUCAUGUUUCCAAGCUCUUCAACCACCCUAACAUCGUGCCAUACAAAGCAACUUUCAUAGCUGACAAUGAGCUAUGGGUAGUGACGUCUUUCAUGGCCUAUGGUUCUGCAAAGGAUUUAAUCUGUACCCAUUUUAUGGAUGGGAUGAGUGAACUGGCUAUCGCAUAUAUCCUCCAAGGCGUAUUGAAAGCACUUGACUACAUCCACCAUAUGGGCUAUGUACAUAGGAGUGUUAAAGCCAGCCAUAUCCUGAUCUCUGUAGAUGGGAAGGUGUACCUCUCUGGCCUGCGAAGUAAUCUAAGUAUGAUCAACCAUGGGCAGCGACUCAAAGUUGUUCAUGACUUUCCCAAAUACAGCAUCAAAGUCCUGCCUUGGCUCAGUCCUGAAGUCUUGCAGCAGAAUCUCCAGGGUUACGAUGCAAAAUCUGACAUUUACAGCGUAGGGAUAACAGCCUGCGAACUGGCAAAUGGACACGUACCAUUUAAAGACAUGCCUUCUACUCAGAUGCUCUUGGAAAAGCUGAAUGGAACUGUUCCCUGCCUGCUAGACACCACCACAAUUCCUGCUGAUGAGCUGACUAUGAAAACCUCCCGUUCAAGUGCUAACUACGGGAUGGGCGAGAGCAUGGCUAUUAGCAAUGUGAGAGCGGCCAACGGAGAGCCAACCCUGCACCCUUAUCUUCGGACCUUUUCCACCUACUUCCAUAACUUCGUAGAGCAGUGCCUCCAGCGGAACCCCGAUUUCAGGCCAAGCGCAGGCACUCUGCUUAAUCAUCCCUUUUUCAAGCAGAUCAAGCGCCGUGCUUCUGAAGCACUCCCUGAACUUCUGCGCCCCGUCACCCCAAUCACCAAUUUUGAAGGAACGCGGCCCCAGGAUCCCAGUGGCAUUUUUGGGCUGGUAUCAAACCUGGAGCAGCUGGAUGUGGAUGACUGGGAAUUCUAGAAAAACAGGGACUAUACCUGGUUCUGGAGGAGCUUUCUGGACAUUGUAAUUUAUUGGUUCUGUUCAUAAAAGGUGAUGAAUGUUACACAUAGAAGAGUUUACAGGUCCUUGGGAAGGAACUUCAACUGCCUGUUUACUUAGGAAGUAGCCUGGAAACAAAUGGACAGACCUGAGCUGGAAGAGGAUCAACCCCAAGGAACUGGAGUAUUCCAGAUGGUGCAGUGCCCAGCGCCCCAGUUCUUGCAGCUGAGCACUGGUAGAUCACUCAAAUGGGUUGAGUGAGCCUGUUUAGUCUCUAUUUAUGCGUUUCUGAAAAUCACUGGCUUCCUCGUAUCACAGUUGAAGGCUGUGUGUCCCUACCCUCUUUGGUUCUUUCUCUUUUAAGGGUGCCUUAGAGUUAAGGGGAGGCAGGCAGCUCUUAGUUUUUGGCAUUCUCUUAGAGCUAGUCAGAUUACUGUUACAGUGUUGUCACAGGGUAGCUUUUGAGAGUGUGGAAAAAAGGGAUUAUGUUCUCUAAAUUUAGUCACUGCUUUGUGAUGGAAAAUGGGAGAUCAAAGACAAUCCGAUUCCAUUCCAGGCACACUUGCUGCAUCGGGCUUUCUUCUACAGCGCUGGAUUCUUCUCUUCCAGUUCUGGAGAGAGCUUUUGAAGAGACUCCUCUCACUUGAUGCCGAGCGCUCUGAACUCCAGGUCAGACAGGGCAUUCCAGCCUCUCCUCCCAUGGCUGCCUGGGUCACCAAAGCGUGUACACAUGCACAAGGUACCAGCUUUUUUAUCCCCACAGCACAUCUAGUUGAGCCUCCCGUUAGCUGGGCUGGUUUCACAGUAGGUAACACUCAUACCAGCUUGUUCUCAGUGACUUACCCUGGCACAGAGGAAAAUUAAGUUGACUUUCAUGCUAAAUCCUCUUGCUCACGACUCCUCUUUGAAUGUCAUGUACAGAGUUGAUCCUAAGCCUUCCAUUACCACUGCUGUUCUGCCUUCCCUGACUGAAUGACAGGUAAAAGCUUGCUUCUCACAUGGCUCCCCUCGAUUCAUGGCUGUGUGACUUUGCCCUGCUGCUGUGGCAGCUCCCCCCAUUCCAUGGUAUUUGUUUUUUGGAGGUGCAUUUAAGGCUUUUAGUUUGACCUUUCCAAGGACCAUGGGUGCUGGAGGUCUUUCUACUCUUCAACGAAGCACUGAGAAUCCAGUCCUGUAGGUGUGGUUGAUGGGAGUAGUGGUGCUGGCAACAGGUCCUUCUUGUGUUUAUAAACUGUACUUGAACCCAGAUAAAAGUUUGUUACUCUAGUUUUUUACCAAAACAAAUAAAGUAUUUCUGAAGUUUU
Molecule: messenger RNA, 2671 nt
Organism: Aptenodytes forsteri (emperor penguin)
Lineage: Eukaryota; Metazoa; Chordata; Aves; Sphenisciformes; Spheniscidae
Gene: STRADA
Product: STE20-related kinase adaptor alpha
Exons: 12
Coding region: 51-1346 (431 amino acids)
Biological process (GO): protein phosphorylation
Molecular function (GO): ATP binding; protein kinase activity; protein serine/threonine kinase activator activity
Source: RefSeq, a predicted model, not a curated record